This is a messenger RNA of Bombina bombina (fire-bellied toad), 1419 nucleotides long. It is a transcript of the gene CELF4, whose product is annotated as CUGBP Elav-like family member 4. The record is from RefSeq and is a predicted model, not a curated record. Gene Ontology annotation, molecular function: mRNA binding. Gene Ontology annotation, cellular component: cytoplasm; nucleus; ribonucleoprotein complex. Gene Ontology annotation, biological process: mRNA splice site recognition; regulation of alternative mRNA splicing, via spliceosome. NCBI's taxonomy places the organism in Eukaryota, Metazoa, Chordata, Amphibia, Anura, Bombinatoridae.
AUGUAUAUAAAGAUGGCAACGUUAGCUAACGGACAGCCAGACAAUAGCAGCCUCAAUAGCAAUCACAGCAACCCUAACACCAACGGGCACAUGAACGGAUUAAACCACAGUCCUGGGAGCACUUCCACAAUCCCCAUGAAGGAUCACGAUGCCAUCAAGCUCUUUAUUGGGCAAAUCCCCCGCAAUCUAGACGAGAAGGACCUGAAACCUCUCUUUGAGGAGUUCGGCAAGAUCUACGAGCUGACAGUGCUGAAGGACAGGUUCACUGGCAUGCAUAAAGGCUGUGCCUUCCUCACAUACUGUGAACGAGAAUCAGCUUUGAAAGCUCAGAGUGCACUACAUGAACAGAAGACACUGCCAGGGAUGAACAGACCCAUCCAGGUGAAGCCAGCUGACAGCGAGAGUCGAGGAGAAGACAGAAAACUUUUUGUGGGCAUGCUCAAUAAGCAGCAGUCAGAGGAUGACGUGCGCCGGCUAUUUGAAGCUUUUGGGAACAUUGAGGAGUGUACAAUCCUGCGAGGGCCUGAUGGCAACAGCAAGGGGUGUGCGUUUGUGAAAUAUUCGUCACAUGCGGAAGCACAAGCCGCUAUUAAUGCCUUGCAUGGAAGUCAAACAAUGCCGGGUGCUUCUUCUAGUCUGGUGGUGAAGUUUGCAGACACAGAUAAGGAGCGCACAAUGAGACGCAUGCAGCAAAUGGCCGGCCAGAUGGGAAUGUUCAACCCAAUGGCCAUUCAGUUUGGAGCUUACGGCGCCUAUGCACAAGCACUGAUGCAGCAGCAAGCUGCCAUUAUGGCAUCCGUUGCGCAAGGCGGAUACCUCAACCCUAUGGCGGCAUUCGCAGCAGCCCAGAUGCAACAGAUGGCAGCUCUAAAUAUGAAUGGCCUGGCAGCGGCUCCAAUGACUCCAACAUCAGGUGGAAGCACUCCCCCGGGCAUUACUGCACCAGCUGUGCCUAGUAUUCCGUCUCCUAUUGGGGUGAAUGGUUUCACUGGCCUCCCACCACAAGCUAAUGGCCAACCUGCAGCAGAGGCUGUGUUUGCCAAUGGAAUCCAUCCUUACCCAGCACAGAGUCCUACCACGGCAGACCCUUUGCAGCAAGCCUAUGCCGGAGUGCAGCAAUACGCAGCUGCGUAUCCUGCCGCCUAUGGCCAGAUCAGUCAAGCGUUUCCGCAGCCACCUCCCAUGAUCGCACAGCAACAGAGAGAAGGACCCGAGGGGUGCAACCUGUUUAUCUACCAUCUGCCCCAGGAAUUUGGGGACGCUGAGCUGAUGCAGAUGUUCCUGCCUUUCGGUUUUGUGAGUUUUGACAACCCUGCCAGUGCUCAGGCCGCCAUCCAGGCCAUGAAUGGCUUCCAGAUUGGCAUGAAGAGGCUGAAGGUGCAGCUGAAGAGGCCGAAAGAUGCCAAUCGCCCUUACUGA